AUGUCGGUCACAAUUCCGCUCGAACCCCUCCAUACCGCACAUGUGAAAACAGGUGACCAUUCCUCCUGUCACGCCGACGCGCCUAUUCAAGAAUUCGAGCCCCCCUCGCUUUACUUCGAACGAAAAGCAGAUAUCGGGACAGAGGCCGAACACAUACAUGUUGUAUCGAACAUGAACAGUGCGCGGAGCGAGCGGACACUAGGUGUCGAAAAGCAACCUUCAUCCGGCUUGCAGUUCUUGACCGAGGCGAGCGAGCACCCGCUUUUCCCGCCUUUGCCUUCUUAUGGCGCCCCAUCUGGGCUGGGCAGAGUCCGGGACUAUGUGUUCAUGGCGGUCUCGUUCAUUCUUUCGCUUUGCUUCUUGACAGUCAUAUUUGUCGGGGCGUUGUUUCGCACAGGCGUAAUCGCACUAUCGGAAGCUCGUUUACGACUUAGCGGACAAAACCCGGAUAUGCAUAGAGCAUUCUACACUGAAGAACAAGCACGGCGUAUAGCACGGAAGGAGGCGGAUCGACGAUGGCAUCUGCACAAACAGAAGAGGGACACAGAUGAAGAACAGGCACCUGGACAAUCUUCGCUAGAAGGAGGAAAGGACCCUGUUGUCUGUGAUGUGGCAUACUAUGCACGACGCGUAGGUCUUGACGUGGAAAAAUUCCGUGUUCAGACCGAGGACGGCUUCAUAAUCGAGUUGUGGCACGUGUAUGACCCGCAAGAUUAUCAGGCGCUAUCGGCAGAGGAAAGGUCUGAGCGUGGGCCUGCUGUGUUCACCAAGCCCAAAACACCGCAUACCGCUCGUCCACAGUCUAACCGGCGGUAUCCCAUUCUUUUGGUUCACGGCUUACUUCAAAGCGCUGGUGCUUUUUGCACGAAUGAUGAGGAUAGUUUGGCAUUUUAUCUUUGCAAGUCCGGGUAUGAUGUCUGGUUGGGCAACAAUCGCUGUGGCUCAAAUCCGGAGCAUAAGACACUUUCGACUGCUGAUCCGCGAAUGUGGUCCUGGGACAUUAGACAACUCGGGACGCUGGACCUUACAGCCCUCACUUCUCGUGUUUUAUAUGAGACUGGAUUUGAAAAGCUAGGUCUUGUCUGCCACUCGCAGGGAACCACGCAAACAUUCGUCGCCUUGGCCAAGGAGCAGCGCCCUGAGAUAGGUGAGCGCAUUUCAGUUUUCUGUGCGCUGGCUCCGGCUGUCUAUGCUGGCCCGCUCGUGCGCAGACCGUACUUCCGUUUCAUGAGUAUCCUCUCUCCGACCAUGUUCCGAUUCGUCUUCGGCAUCCACUCCUUCAUCCCUUUGAUGAUGACCGCCCGACGUCUCCUGCCACCUAAAAUAUAUGGAACCAUGGCAUACUGGGUGUUUUCGUUCCUUUUUGACUGGUCAGACACACGCUGGGAGCGUGAUCUCCGUCACAGAAUGUUCCAGUUUGCACCUGUGUAUGUCAGCGCCGAGUCAAUGAGAUGGUGGCUCGGGAACGAAAGCUUCGCCAAGCACAAGUGCAUUUUAUCCACAGACGAGGAUCUACUACGUGAGACCAAUGUGAAUAAUACCAUGUGUGGUGAUCCUGUCUCAGAACAUGGCGAUGAUCCCGAGGAUGCAUGCUUGGGAACUCCAACUCCUAGCCCUUGGUUCGGUCCGCGGACACCCCCGUUCGCAUUUUGGAUCGGGGGCUCUGACGCUCUUGUUGAUGGCCGCCGGCUUCUGAACCGGUUUCAAAGCGGCCGCGAGCCUCACGUCCGUCUCGUUCACUCUAAAGUUAUUGACGAGUAUGAGCAUCUUGACGUUCUCUGGGCGAUGGAUGCGGUCGAGCAGGUCGGCAGUGAGGUCCGUCAAAUCAUUUGGACGACCAUGCCUGAGGACGCUCGGCAGGUUUGUCGAGCCCCUCGCGGAGUUAAUCUAAACUUGGUAGAUACAGGGUAG
Messenger RNA from Penicillium canescens, 1911 nucleotides. RefSeq names its product putative ab-hydrolase associated lipase. Lineage: Eukaryota; Fungi; Ascomycota; Eurotiomycetes; Eurotiales; Aspergillaceae. Gene Ontology annotation, biological process: lipid metabolic process. The record is from RefSeq and is a predicted model, not a curated record. The transcript has a single exon. Bases 1 to 1911 code for a protein of 636 amino acids.